Messenger RNA from Spinacia oleracea (spinach), 2911 nucleotides. RefSeq names its product probable cyclic nucleotide-gated ion channel 5. NCBI's taxonomy places the organism in Eukaryota, Viridiplantae, Streptophyta, Magnoliopsida, Caryophyllales, Amaranthaceae. Gene Ontology annotation, biological process: monoatomic ion transport; transmembrane transport. The transcript is spliced from 8 exons. Bases 470 to 2674 code for a protein of 734 amino acids. Gene Ontology annotation, molecular function: monoatomic ion channel activity. Gene Ontology annotation, cellular component: membrane. The record is from RefSeq and is a predicted model, not a curated record.
AUUGGAGUAUCUACGUAAUUAUCUUCGGACAAGAAAAGAGUAGAAUUUGUCAUCAAGACUGUAGUAAAAACUUGCGCACACACAGUCUAACCGCCGGCGGCCGGCAAUCCCCCUUUCAUUCUUCCGCUAAAAAUUAGUAGAUAAAUCAUCUCCCUCAUUUCAACCCAUUUUUCCUGGUUUCUUCGUUGACCUUCACCUCCAUUCUUCCUCCAUUUCUGCUUUAGUUUCUCAACCUCUUUUUAAUCCUUCAACCUUUUAUCUCUUUCUAUUUGUUGUCAAUUUCUUGACCCACCAAAUUUUCCAGUCAACUUUUGCUGAAACUCAUAAUUGAACUCCUCUAAAGUUCCAAACUUCACGAGAUUGCAACUACCCAGAAAAUUUCAACUCCUCAAAAUCCAAUCUUGUUUCUAACCCAUGGUUGAUAUUCUUGUUUAUGACUUCCAAUGAUUACUCAUGUAAAUGACUUCCAAUGAUGUUCGACUGUGGUUAUGGUCAGAAGGACAAGUUUGUGAGGUUGGAUGACUUGGAUUCAACAGCUUCACAGUCUCCUGCUUCCACUGGAUUGAAUAAAUGCCGAUUUGGUAUUGAAGGGCUAAAUUGUGCUAAUAAUAGUAAUAGUUAUGCUAUUAAUAGAUCAUCUAAUUCCUUUAAGAGUGGAAUGAUGAAAGGUUCUGAAGGACUUCGUUCAAUUGGCAGAUCACUUAGAUUCGGGGUUUCUCGAGCAGUGUUUCCCGAGGAUCUAAAAGUCUCUGAGAAAAAGAUUUUUGAUCCACAAGACAAAUUUCUACUACUUUGGAAUAAACUUUUUGUGGCAUCAUGUAUUUUUUCGGUUUCCGUGGAUCCCUUUUUCUUCUUUCUUCCAAUUGUCAAUCCAAAAUUGAAUUGUCUGGGUAUAGACCGAAAGUUGGCAAUUGUAGCUACUACAGUCCGUACAGUAAUAGAUGUUUUUUACCUCAUUCGCAUGGCUCUCCAAUUCCGAACUGCUUAUAUUGCUCCAUCAUCUCGAGUUUUUGGGCGGGGUGAACUUGUCAUCGAUGCUGCUCAAAUUGCUAAGCGGUAUCUGCUGGGCUAUUUUAUUAUUGAUUUUCUUUCUGUGCUGCCCUUACCACAGAUUGUUAUCUGGAGGUAUCUACAGAGGCUGAAUGGUUCUGAUGUGUAUGCAACCAAACAGGCGUUGCUUUUCAUAGUCUUGAUUCAAUAUAUCCCUAGAUUCGUAAGAAUCAUUCCCCUCUUUUCAGAAUUGAAAAGGACGUCAGGUGUCUUUGCUGAAACUGCGUGGGCCGGUGCUGCAUACUAUCUGCUUCUCUACAUGCUUUGUAGCCAUAUAGUUGGGGCAUUAUGGUAUCUUCUAGGCAUGGAGCGUAAUGAUUCUUGUUGGCAGAAAGUUUGUUUGGAUAAUAAGGGAAACUGCAGCAAUACUUUCUUGUAUUGUGACGAUCAGCCAUCGCCAGGCUAUCAGAAAUGGAACAAUAUUAGUGUUUCAGCAAUUAAUGCCACUUGCUCUGGGAGUGAUGACAAUGAUGGGUUUGACUUUGGAAUCUUUGGACAGGCUUUGAAAUCUGGCAUUUUCUCAUCAAGUAGCUUCAUAUCUAAGUACUGUUACUGCUUAUGGUGGGGGCUACAAAAUUUAAGUACACUAGGACAGGGACUUCAAACCAGCACCUAUCCGGGAGAGGUCAUAUUCUCCAUUGCACUGGCUAUAUUUGGGCUUAUCCUCUUUGCACUUUUGAUUGGUAAUAUGCAGACUUAUCUUCAAUCUCUUACCAUUCGGCUUGAAGAAAUGAGGGUCAAAAGGCGUGAUUCAGAGCAGUGGAUGCAUCACCGUUUGCUGCCGCAAGAACUGAGGGAACGUGUUAGACGAUAUGAUCAAUACAAAUGGCUGGAAACACGUGGUGUUGAUGAAGAGAGCUUGGUCACUAGUCUACCGAAGGAUCUUAGGAGGGACAUAAAACGCCAUUUGUGUCUCGCAUUAGUGCGGAGGGUCCCUCUGUUUGAAAAUAUGGAUGAGAGGUUGCUGGAUGCAAUAUGUGAGCGUCUGAAGCCAAGUUUAUACACAGAAAAAACGUACAUCCUUCGAGAAGGUGAUCCAGUUGAUGAAAUGCUCUUCAUAAUUCGUGGCCGCCUUGAGAGUGAGACCACAGAUGGUGGAAGGAGUGGAUUUUUGAACCGCAGUUUGCUAAAAGAGGGGGACUUUUGUGGAGACGAGCUUCUAACAUGGGCAUUGGAUCCCAAAUCUGGGUCAAACCUCCCAUCAUCAACUCGAACAGUGAGAGCCAUCACAGAAGUUGAAGCCUUUGCCCUUGAAGCAGAGGAGCUCAAAUUUGUAGCGAGUCAAUUUAGACGGCUUCAUAGUAGACAAGUUCAACAUACCUUCAGGUUUUACUCACAGCAGUGGAGAACAUGGGCUGCUCGGUUUAUUCAAGCAGCAUGGCGCAGAUAUCUGAAGAGGAAAGUGAUGGAACAGCAGCGGCGCAAGGAGGAGGAAGAAGCUGAAGCAUCGAUGAAGAGCGGCAGUGGUGGUGGCUCUUAUAGCUUUGGAGCCACCCUUCUAGCAUCAAGGUUUGCCGCAAAUGCUCUUCGUGGUGUUCAUCGGAAUCGGCUUUCCCGGGGUACUAGUGUUUUGGUAAAACCACCUAAACCUCCAGAGCCUGACUUUUCGGCUGAUGCAGACUAACUUCCUGUUUGUCUGACCGUCUCGAAGGGAUUGCCUGAUGAAGUGGUUACUGUAAUGUUUACUACUCAUUUUUUGGUGGUUCCUUGAAAGUGAUUAGUUAUGUAUAAUACACGGAGUACCAAAUAUGUAUAAUUUUUUUUUUUUAAUUUGAAGGAUAGCAGUAAGAAAUGAAACUUGUACGUGUGGGUUCGGAUUUGUUGCUGUAAUAUUUAUUGUUGAAAUCUGAUUAUUUCUGUA